This is a messenger RNA of Theobroma cacao (cacao), 944 nucleotides long. Its product is annotated as AT-hook motif nuclear-localized protein 20-like. Gene Ontology annotation, molecular function: DNA-binding transcription factor activity; minor groove of adenine-thymine-rich DNA binding. NCBI's taxonomy places the organism in Eukaryota, Viridiplantae, Streptophyta, Magnoliopsida, Malvales, Malvaceae. The record is from RefSeq and is a predicted model, not a curated record. Gene Ontology annotation, cellular component: nucleus.
AAGUGAUCAAGGUCCGCCAAUUCUGGUCCUUUUGUUCUUCUUUUUCGUUACUAAUUGUGUGUUGAAUUCAAUUUGCAACCCUGGCGAAUCCUUGGUGGGCUAAUCAGGUGAGUCUUCCGGGCAUGGACCCGGCAGGCAAUUCACCAGCCUUAAGCAAACGUGACCUUGAAAUUUCCAUGAACGACACGAGCAACAGUAGAAGCAACGGCAGAGGGGAUGAAGAUGAAGAUAGAGACACCGGCGAUGAGCCUAAAGAAGGGGCAGUCGAGGUUGGUACCCGGAGACCCAGAGGCCGUCCUCCGGGCUCCAAAAACAAGCCUAAGCCACCCAUUUUCGUCACUCGGGACAGCCCAAACGCGCUCCGUAGCCAUGUCAUGGAAGUUGCAAGCGGCACUGAUGUAGCUGAAAGCAUAGCCCAAUUCGCUCGAAGAAGACAACGUGGGGUUUGUGUGCUCAGCGGCAGUGGCUCCGUGGCUAACGUUACACUAAGACAACCAGCAGCACCAGGAGCUGUGGUUGCUCUCCAUGGAAGGUUCGAAAUCUUGUCUUUAACGGGGGCUUUUCUGCCUGGACCAGCACCACCAGGCUCAACAGGGCUCACGGUGUACCUAGCAGGUGGUCAAGGCCAAGUCGUUGGUGGAAGCGUUGUAGGUUCACUGAUUGCAGCAGGGCCUGUUAUGGUCAUUGCAGCAACAUUUGCAAACGCAACUUAUGAAAGACUGCCUAUAGAAGAUGAUGAAGAAGCUGGCAGUGGUGGCCAUGGAGGACAGAUCCAAGGAGGAGCAGGUAAUUCCCCACCGGCAAUUGGAAGUAGCGGCCCACAGACAGGUCUGCCCGAUCCAUCUUCACUGCCAAUAUACAAUUUACCCCCUAAUCUACUCGCCAAUGGAGGGCAACUAGGGCAUGAAGCCUAUGCUUGGGCGCAUGGGCGGCCGCCUUACUAA